CUCAUCCUUGUCCCCUUCAAGCCACUGGACCUGCAAUGGGUGACCAGCGCCUUCACCACUGGAGAGAUCACACACACGUACAUGAGAGUGAAACAGUUCAUCAAAGCUGACAGAAACAAGGUGCUGAUCCUGAGCCCAGCUUUCCUCAAGUACAUCCAUGACAACUGGAUGCAGCACCAUGGGCGGUACCCCUCCACUGGCUUCACGGCACUACUCUUUGCCUUGCACACUUGCCAGCAGGUCUCUGUGUUUGGCUUCGGUGCAGACAGCGAAGGGAACUGGCACCACUACUGGGAGAAAAACCGCUGGUCUGGAGCCUUUCGCAGGACGAGGGUCCAUGAUGCUGACACAGAAUUCAGCCUUAUCAAGAGACUGGCAGCUGAAGGCAAGAUUUUAUUCUACAAAUAA
Pterocles gutturalis (yellow-throated sandgrouse) is the source of this 408-nucleotide messenger RNA. RefSeq names its product CMP-N-acetylneuraminate-beta-galactosamide-alpha-2,3-sialyltransferase 2-like. Gene Ontology annotation, molecular function: beta-galactoside (CMP) alpha-2,3-sialyltransferase activity. The transcript has 4 exons. The annotation marks the transcript as partial. NCBI's taxonomy places the organism in Eukaryota, Metazoa, Chordata, Aves, Pterocliformes, Pteroclidae. The record is from RefSeq and is a predicted model, not a curated record.